Fusarium vanettenii 77-13-4 is the source of this 1992-nucleotide messenger RNA. RefSeq lists its product as uncharacterized. The coding region runs from base 1 to 1992 and encodes 663 amino acids. The transcript is spliced from 4 exons. Lineage: Eukaryota; Fungi; Ascomycota; Sordariomycetes; Hypocreales; Nectriaceae. The record is from RefSeq and is a predicted model, not a curated record.
AUGCACGGUCGUGCCCUAUUGCUUGCAUCCUAUAUCAAAGACAUCUUUCUCCGUGGGGAGCUCCUUGGCAAAGGGGAGGAAUUCAUCGAGGGCCUUUCCGUCCGCGGCGGUAAUACUUUCUGGCUCGAUCACCAACCCGCUUUCCACGCGUAUGACUAUGGGGCAAACAUCAAGAUUGAGAUCAAUGAGGAGAUAGCAAAUCUCGAGCAGGAGCAACAGGGUGAGGAAGAGGAGGAGGAUAGUAAUGAUGAUCAGUAUCCUCACCCUGACGCCAAGGAGGACAGCCUCUUCCUACCGGUAGAGGCUCAUAGUACUACUUCCCUAUCGCCACUAUCUCAUUCUUUCCGCCCCGAUCACCGUGAGAUAAUAGGUCGUCGACGAUUAGAAGAUAAGGUCGGUCAUAGCGAGGAGCACGAUCUGCCUACUACCGCCGGUGCUAGGCGUAUUAUUAUAACUACGUCGGCCCCGCUUAGUAGCGGCCAUUCCCAUCGCCUCGAGGAUAAAGAAGAGGGAGGGAGCGGGGAGGUAUUGGGUGAUAAUAAGCAGGAGGAGAGAUUCAUCAGGUGGAUAAAUGAGUCUAAAGGCGCCGUCAUAACCCAUUCGACAGGCGUCGCAAAGGCACAGCAACAACAGCAAGGAGAGGAAGAGGACGGGUUGACCCAUCAACAUCGUUCUAAUAGUGAUAAAGAGGACGAAGAGGAAGACCAUCGGGGGGCCCCAUCAUCAUCAUCAGGUGGACAGGGAGAACACGACGCUUUAUACAGCGAUGGCUUGAGGCGGCUUCGCGAGGCCCUCGAGGCAAAGUAUAACCUCGACAACAUCAGUCAUAUCUCCUAUGCUCUAGCUAUUAAUAUCCACUGCACCGCGGCAAGCACGCAUCCAGGUGGAGGAAGAGGUCCUACAGUGUGCCUGCUUGCUAAUCGUAACCGGGUAGCUAGUGCCGAUAUGCUUUCCUUCGGGUUCUUCCAGGGAUACUCCAACCUAAAGCGGUCGAUCCAUCACCGGCCCGACGACCUACUAGCGAGCCACGGUCUCGCGACGGCGGCACUCACCAUUCCCUCGACCGAAGCUCAACAUACAGCUCGUCUCAGAGAUAAACAGCAGCGCUUACUAGCUCAGGUGCGAGGACAGCUUACACCCGAAAACCCUAGUGCCUCGACGCCUUUCGCUCGGGAACGGCAGAGAGUCGAGGCGGCCCUGCAGGCCAACGAGUUUGCCUUCCGGUUCGAGCAGGUAAUUUCCAUCGAUGCUCCACGGCUCGUACGCCAGCGCCAGAACUUUAACACCGUACUGCAGCCCAUCUUCCAGCUCAUGCGGCUCUUCCUUAAGGAGAAGCAGCUCUACGCCGGUAUCCUACGACGCUUUCCCCCAGAGAUCUUUCCAGGUAUACUAGUGGCCUUUACUAAAGUCCUGGAAGCGGCCAUAGUAGAGAUAGAUCGCCGUUUCCGCGAGGGAGGAUCGAAAGGGUUGGGCAUAGCCCUCUCCGAGGGCAUCGCUGCCCUCGAUCGACUGGGCAACUUUUGCUUCACCGGCGAUCAAAGAGUGCUACCCACCAAAGUCAUAAGGCUCCUUAGGACGAUAGAUAGCCUAAAGACGUAUGGAUGGCCAUUCCUGUCUCCGCGGAUGCUGGACAUCCGGGAGGGACGGGGGCUUGUCAACCUAGUAGGGUGGCCGCAGCUGAACAACAGACGGCCGGUGUUGAUGCAUGUUGCCUCGCUUGAGUACCACUACGAUCGCUCUAUAGCUGCCAACCGACACAGCCAACUAUGGUUUGCCGAGCUGGGGGGCCGAUCGAUAGAUGGGAUAGAUAGAAUGACGACGUUCCUCCACGAGGUAUUCCGAGACUUGUGGGUACCGGAGAUAGUCGCCUUUAUCUGCCGACAAGUUCGCCGUGGUCUUAAUCGUAGCCUUCGCGGUGGCGGCGGUGGGCUGCGCAACGACGACGACAUAAACAACAAUAGUGCUCAGGCGAUGGUGGCCUUGGGAGCGUAG